GCAGGCCAGUUGAUCAGAACAAUAGAAAGCAUUGGCCUUCUUUAUAAGUUCUACGAUGUGGCACUUACCUCAGUUUCUUUGACAUUACCGCCAAGAUACUUCAGGGUACUAUUGUCAAUUUCUUUGCUCAAAGCCGAUCAUACAUUGGAAUGCGGGACAUCAACAGCCAUGACACAAGAAUGUCUCACAUGAAUACCUAUGAAUCCUCUAUCUAGGUACUAUUCACCAUCAUCAUGAAUUGUGAUGGCUUUGAGUCCCAGCUACUUUCGAGUGGUGCCUCAAUGCGUCCAAUCUUUAACCCUUCAUGCUCUGCUAGCGAGCUGGCAGGAUGGAGCAGAGAUAUCACAUAUGAUAUAUAGAUCCCUGACUCGUGAAAUCCUCGCUUAUACCAUCCCUUCGCAUAAUGAAGAUGUGCGUGAUGUUCAUAGCGAGAUACUGAACGACAUGGAGAUGCCCAGGUCCAUCAUGCUAACUCAAGGAUUAUCUUUUAAGCAAUUCCAUAAUGGUACAAUGAUCAGCGGAGGAAACAAAUGCUACGCUGAUGAGCAUCUGGGUCCUUUGAUCCUUGCUAACAAGUGCAGGCGCGCUCUCGUUUAUGUUCUGAUAAUCCACCAGCUUUGGCAUGGCGGAUACCCAGACCUCGAACCUCACCGAGUCAUUCUCGUGAAUUGAUGUCUCACAGAUAAGAUCUCGAACCCUUGAGCCAUGAGGAUCACCGAGGCCCCCUUUUCAAGAAGCCAAUUGACAGGCAAGAAGUGGCG
Messenger RNA from Fusarium redolens, 761 nucleotides. RefSeq lists its product as uncharacterized. Bases 244 to 672 code for a protein of 142 amino acids. Lineage: Eukaryota; Fungi; Ascomycota; Sordariomycetes; Hypocreales; Nectriaceae. The record is from RefSeq and is a predicted model, not a curated record. The transcript is spliced from 2 exons.